GCCUGAUAAAAAAGAUAGUCUAGGUUAUUUUACAGCGCGAUAACGAGAGUAACCUCCAGAGUGCAGAAUCGGCACCGCAUCUCCUGGGCAUGGCGACGGCCGGCGAAGGCUCAGACAAAGCGCCGGCAAGGAAGCCGGCGGGUGCCAAUGGAGUAUCGGAUGAGGCGAAGCGUUUGGUAGAGUACGCCAUUGGCGAAGCUAUUAGAUUUAAGCAGGCCGUCUCCGCGGCCACCGAUGCCGCCGUAUUUUCUGCUCGUUCAGGCCUUUCUCAGGUUAUUUCUGCAUCUUCAGACAGCCUUCAGGAAGCACAGGGCUUGGUGAAAUGGGUGAAGAGCGAGUACACUGCAUACGAGGAUUUGUCUGUUGAGAAGAUUAAGGAGGGUAUUUAUGUUGCAGCUUGUCAUCCGGGCAUUUCUCUUGCCGUUGCAGGAGGAGUGGGGCUUGUAGUAUUGAAGAGACCUAGAAGUUUUCUAAUACGGAAUACAAGGCGGUUAUUUUUGAGUGAAGAGUCAAUGCUUGCUGAUGCUGAAUCAAAAGUAAAUGAUUUGCGACAAUCAGUCAAUCUCGUGAAGAAUGAAAGCAGAAAGUUGGGGGAAAGGGCCUUAAAAGCAGAGGAAGAAAUGGAGCGGGGGAGGAAGGCUCUCAUAGAUGAAGGACGUGGAAUUCAAGCUGAACUGCGUUUUGUCAGAAAAAUUGAAAGAGAUAUAAUGGGCCUGAAAGACCUUAUUAAUGAACUUCCUCGGAGAGAAGCAUCUCGAUAUAGAUCAGUGAUUUCAAACUUUGUUUCUCAAGUCAAGCAUGAAAAGAAAUCUCUCAGUAACACUGCUUCGAAGAUCGUCAACUACGGCAUCCCUUUGUGAUGACAAUCAUUAUACUUUAUAAGUUUAAUUUAAGUGUGUGUUUUUUCCCCUCAAUGCUUACCUGUAUUAUUAUCUAUGCCUUCAGCUCUGUUCUGACAGUGAUUGUCAGCUUCUUGUACCAAUAUGAACCGAUAGAAUUAAUAAUUUUAUUUCUGGUUAAUUAUCCAUACAAGUUAACUUUAUAGA
Messenger RNA from Dendrobium catenatum, 1046 nucleotides. RefSeq lists its product as uncharacterized. The record is from RefSeq and is a predicted model, not a curated record. NCBI's taxonomy places the organism in Eukaryota, Viridiplantae, Streptophyta, Magnoliopsida, Asparagales, Orchidaceae. The transcript has 9 exons. Bases 90 to 860 code for a protein of 256 amino acids.